Messenger RNA from Lasiodiplodia theobromae, 1167 nucleotides. RefSeq lists its product as uncharacterized. The transcript has a single exon. NCBI's taxonomy places the organism in Eukaryota, Fungi, Ascomycota, Dothideomycetes, Botryosphaeriales, Botryosphaeriaceae. The coding region runs from base 1 to 1167 and encodes 388 amino acids. The record is from RefSeq and is a predicted model, not a curated record.
AUGUACCUCGACGAAGCCACGGCCAUAUCGCACCUCCGCGGCGGCCACGAGCUAAUCCGGCUGCGCGGCGGCACCGACACGCUCGAGCGGCUGGUCCGCCGCGUCAUCAGCUGGUGUGAGUAUCACAGCUGCGCCGCCCACCAAUUGCGCCCUAUGCUGGCCCCAAUCCCACCGCCUGCGCCCUGGGGUUCCUCAUGCUCCUCCUCAUGCCCCUCCUCGUCCUCUCCCUCGUCGUCGUCGUCCUCCACGCCCACCACCUCAGCCUCAUCAUCUCGCCCCUCGCCCUUCCCCCAGGCCUUCGUCUCCCUCGUCUCCGCCGCCCACGCCCGCACGGCAGCACACUUGCCUCCUCCUCCUCCUCCUUCUCCUGCCCCCGUUGGAUCAAACGGCCACCUCAUCUCCCGCAUCUUCGCCGCCCUCACCCUCGUCGGCACCGCCAUCUCUGCCGCCUGGCAGCCCGCCUUCCAAGCCUACAGUCCCGCCAAAGAAGCCGCCGCCGCGGUGCUGGACGACGCGCUGUAUGCUGUGCUGGUCGAGGUGGCGCGGCUGCACCAGGAGGAGCAGAAGCAGCAGCAGGGGGAGGAGGAACAGCAGCAGCAGAAGAAGAAGAAGGACGACGAUGACGACGACGGCGAUGGUGCCGGUGGGGAUGAGGAUGAUGAGGAGGAGGAGGAUGACGGAGGGCCAGCGCAGUGGGCCCACGCCGUCCUCCUGCACGCCGCGCACGCCUACCUCUGGGCCGCGCUGAGCGACUUGCCGGCCAGCCCGCACAUGCACGACGCGUUCCUGGCGCGGCUGCGGGGCGCGCUCCAAGGGAGAAAGCGCGCUCGUGGGGUACAGCUUGGCGGGGGUGCGGAGUGGAUGAAGCUACGGCCGGGCGGCAGCGGUACCAGGGCGAUCGUUGCACCGGGGCCGAUGGAAGCGGAGACGUUGAUGUGGGUGUUGGCGGUGGGGUGGUUUCUGGCGGACAAGCGGCGGGCGAUGUACGGGGGUGGGGAGGAGAUGGUGGGGUGGUUUGCGGAUCGGGUUGGGGAGCUGUUGGGGGUGGUGGGGGUGUGCGAGAGGGAGUGCGCGGUGGGGAUGGUGAGGGAUUUUCCGGGGACGGAUGCGCUUAGGGUGAAGUGGGAGGGGUUGUUGCGGGGGGAGAAAUUUUGUUGGUUAUCGUAG